Engraulis encrasicolus (European anchovy) is the source of this 2077-nucleotide messenger RNA. It is a transcript of the gene phgdh, whose product is annotated as phosphoglycerate dehydrogenase. The transcript has 12 exons. Gene Ontology annotation, biological process: L-serine biosynthetic process. Gene Ontology annotation, molecular function: NAD binding; phosphoglycerate dehydrogenase activity. Bases 107 to 1699 code for a protein of 530 amino acids. The record is from RefSeq and is a predicted model, not a curated record. Lineage: Eukaryota; Metazoa; Chordata; Actinopteri; Clupeiformes; Engraulidae.
AUCAUUCAAAACCAACGAGGUUGAAACAUUUAGCCGACAUCCUCGUUACACCAAGCCGAGUGUGUGCCCUAUUUCCAGUUCCAGCUCCCAACCACAGACCCUCAACAUGGCCCCGGUCGCUAUCAAACGCAUCUUAAUCAGCGAAAGUGUGGACGCGUGUUGUAAGAAGAUUCUGCAAGAAAAUGGAAUAGAAGUGACGGAAAAGCAGAAUAUGACGAAGGAUGAGUUGAUUGGCGAUAUUGAAAACUACGAUGGCCUGGUUGUGCGCUCUGCCACAAAAGUAACAGCCGAGGUCAUCAAUGCCGGGUGCAAUCUGAAGAUCAUCGGCCGAGCAGGGACAGGGGUGGACAACGUGGACGUGCCUGCUGCUACUAAAAACGGCGUCAUUGUCAUGAACACCCCAAGCGGUAAUACAAUCAGCGCAGCUGAACUGACAUGUGCCCUCAUCAUGAGUCUUUCGAGGCAUGUACCUCAAGCGGAUAUGUCAAUGAAGGCUGGGAAAUGGGAUCGCAAGAAGUUCAUGGGCGCCGAGCUGUAUGGAAAGGUACUGGGCAUCGUGGGGCUCGGUCGCAUCGGGAAAGAAGUGGCCACCAGGAUGCAGUCAUUUGGCAUGAGGACGAUUGGCUACGACCCCAUCACUCCAGUGGAAGUCUCCGCCUCCUGGGGGGUGGAGCAGAUGUCAUUGGAGCAGCUGUGGCCCCAGUGUGAUUACAUCACCGUGCACACUCCCCUCAUGCCCUCCACCACAGGCCUCCUAAACGAUAAGUCCUUUGCCCAGUGCAAGAAGGGUGUGAAGGUGGUGAACUGUGCUCGAGGGGGCAUCAUCGACGAGGCAGCCCUGCUCCGAGCUCUCGAGUCAGGCCAGUGUGGCGGAGCAGGACUGGAUGUGUUCGUGGAGGAGCCUCCAAAGGAGCGUUCUCUGGUGAACCACCCUAACGUGAUCAGCUGCCCCCAUCUGGGCGCCAGUACGCGGGAGGCUCAGGCGCGCUGUGGCCAGGACAUCGCGCUGCAGAUCGUCGACAUGGUCAAGGGCACCGCGCUCGUCGGAGCUGUGAAUGCCCAGGUGUUGGCCAGCACGUUCUCCCCAGAGUCUCAGCAGUGGAUCCGACUGGGGGAGGCCAUGGGGGCUGUACUCAGGGCCUGCACCUCCUCCAAACAACCAUACAGUCAAGUGCAAGUCAACACCACAGGGGCGUGUCUGAAGAAGUCUACCGGAUUCCUGGGCUCCGCGGUGGUGGUUGGGUUGCUGUCCAGCGGCUCUGGAAAUGGCCCCAACCUGGUCAACGCACUCACCCUGGCCAAGGAGACCGGCCUGGAGGUGGUUAUGAAGCAUGAGGAGGGCGGUGCAGGAGACUCUGCUGCGUGUGUGUGUGUGGAGGUGUGUGUUAACGGCGCCACCAGCAGGGCGCGGGGGUCUGUGCAGGCCCAGGUGCCCGUGCUGGAGCAGCUGGAGGGCAGUGUGUUCCGGCAGCCCGUGGCCCUCGCAGGACACCUGCUCUUCUUCAAGGCCAACGCCUCGCCACAGCUACUGCCCGCCGUCACAGGUGCUCUUGCAUCAGCGGGGGUGGAGAUGGAGUCCUUUAGCGCCCCUGCUGUGCGUGGUGGCGACCAGUGGUACUGCGUGGGGAUGUCCUCCCCUAUGGGAGAUGUGGGCUCCCUCAAGUCUGUGGUGAAGGAAGCAGCUCAGAUCACUGUCUGAGAAGAGAAGAGAGGAGAAGAGAAGAGGAGAAGAGACGAGAAGAGAGUCGCUCCCAGGAGAGCAGCUGUAGCAUUCCACAAUCUAAUACUCUAACUUAACUCACAAUAACGCUGAGAAGAAGUUGAAAGUACAGUAUGUCACGUCUUUGAGCUUACCUCCGCUGUGCUAGCAUUUCACUGAAAAGGAGAGGCGUUAUCUAUUAUGAAGUGCCUAGUAACUAAACUGUUUUGUUUGGAGUUUGUUUACAAAGUGCACUUACAGUACUGUGACAGUUUACGGUGUGAUUGAACUCCUGUUUAAUUCCCAUUCAUGAUGUUCUCAAGAGUUUUCUGCGUUUUGUAACAAUAACGGUAUUAAUAAAAAUCUUAGUGAAGGGCA